CCGCCGCCCGCCACACGCCGCACGCCGCACGCCGCCGCCCUGCGCCGCGCCGCCCGCCACCGCCUACUCCCCAGCUCCCUGGUCCGGUCGCCCUCCGUCGCCUACUCCCCUCCCACUCAAUCCCCACCAACGGCUGGCCGAGCAAUGGCGCACACAGUGGAGCCGAGAUCCCCCCGCUGAGCGAGCCAGCGGAUCCCCGGAUCCGCGCCGCCGGCCGUCCGUCCCGCAGUUAAGAAACUAAUUCAAUCAACUAAUGCUGUUUAUUUUUAUUAAGGUACUAGUUUUAUACCCAUUGUCAUCCUGUUAGACAUUUCUUUUGCGUGAUGUUUGCUCAUUUAAUGGCAUUUUCUAUAGACAUGGGGUAACACAUAGCACAAAACUUGAACGCAGCCAUUUUCUGCAUUUUUAAUUUCAGAUGUUCUCUUGUUAUGUGACCACUGUUCGAAUCUAUAGAGUUUGGACCUUCUGUGCAUGUGCACUACGUUCAAUAAUUGGCACAACUGCACAGCCAUGCUAUGUCUUGCUAAAUACUUAUUGCAUUUCUUCUGCUGGGAUAUAGCAAUGUCUUUUCAUAUAGGUGGCUUAUAAGGAACUUAUCAGUAUCUUUCAGUUGUAAUAUACUAAUAUCUGCCUUUGUCUUGCCAAUCCAUCUCACACUCUGCUAGUUAAUAGUUGAGAUCUGCCUUUUCAUCUACCCUCUAUUGGUCAGAUUCCUUGCAGCCUUUAUUUAAGCAUGUGGAGUCAGGAUCAGAGAUCCGUGAGAAGAUUAUUUGUUUUCUAAGAGACAAGGUACAUACCUGUCAGGAUCUUGAUUCACAAUUCAAUGUAAGUAGCAAUCUAAACAGUAUUGGAACUAAAUUUACUGUAUGUUGAUAUUUAAUGUUACCUGAGCUUCUUAUAUUGAAGUUCAACCAUGUGAACUUGAGCUAUGCUUGGGGAAAUUUUAAAAUACUUAAUCAUUGCACUGAAGGUACUGAUUGUACAUUUACAUUGCUAACUUGCAUCCAGCUAAUACCUCGAGAUUUUACUUGAGGGGGGAUGGAGGCCACAAGUGGAAUUAUUGGGAGAAUAUGGGGGAAAUCACUUAUAUCAAGGGAGAGGUGCAUCAAGCAGCAAGUUCUUAAUUACUUUGUCAAGCAAAUUGUUCCAGCUUUUGAGAAGAUUCCUGAAGAAAAGAAACUGGAUUUGCUCAAGACUAAUGCUGCAAGUUCACCAUAUGCUGCAGCACAAGAUUCUGUACAAUUACAACACUGUUAUAUCUUUGUUGAUUAUAAAUGACUCUAUGUAGAACUUUGAUGUGUUUUUAUAUGGCUGCCUAUAACUUGAGGUCAUGUUGUAACUUGUUGUAUAUGAUUGUACUAUGUUGUAUAAUUUUUCUGUAAUUUUUUCUAUAUUUUUGGUGCUUUAUAUAA
Panicum virgatum (switchgrass) is the source of this 1412-nucleotide messenger RNA. RefSeq names its product apoptosis inhibitor 5-like protein API5. Bases 1039 to 1278 code for a protein of 79 amino acids. The record is from RefSeq and is a predicted model, not a curated record. The transcript has 4 exons. Lineage: Eukaryota; Viridiplantae; Streptophyta; Magnoliopsida; Poales; Poaceae.